Messenger RNA from Microthlaspi erraticum, 609 nucleotides. The record is from the annotation of a GenBank genome assembly. NCBI's taxonomy places the organism in Eukaryota, Viridiplantae, Streptophyta, Magnoliopsida, Brassicales, Brassicaceae.
AUGGGUAUGAAAUUCGCCAAAAUCCAAAAGAGGAUGCUUACAAUCAUUCUUCUAUGCCUUAUGGUUUCAUCAUCUUCUGCUCAACAAACCCAAUUGGCUACACCACUAGAACCAACAGGAGGAGGAGAAGUCAACACUUCACCAACAAAGCCACAAGGUUUUCCGAUUGCAAACCCGAACCAACCAAUUCUCGGUCAGCCAUCUUCUUCUGUAAACCAGCCUUUAACCGGGUUAAAUCAACCAUUAACUGGAUUCAAUCAGCCAUCAUCAACUGGACUCAACCAACCGAUUCUUGGUCAACCAUCUUCUUCUUCUCUUAACCAGCCAUUAACCGGGUUAAAUCAGCCAUUAACCGGGAUUAAUCAGCCAUUAACCGGGGUUAAUCAACAACCAUCAUCAACUGGAAUCAACCAACCAAUUUCUUCUACUUCUUCUUCGUCUAACUCUGCUCUCAAUCAGCCAUUUGGGAAUCGACUCAACCAGAACAGUAUCUCGGGAAACGGUGUUCCUUUUCUUAAUGGAAAUUCGAAGCUGGAGGUCUCCAUUACAAAGAUUGUCUUUAUCUGGACUGCUCUUCUCCUAGCUUUGCAUGGUACAGACAGGAACUAA